UUUGCCCUUAACCGCUGACUCAGACAUUGUUGAUAUCAAGCCGACCAACAUGGAGGAGCUGACAGAGGUGAUCACGGCGUCAGAGUUUCACCCGCUCCAGUGCAACACGUUUGUGUACGGCAGCAGCAAGGGCUCCGUGCGCCUGUGUGACAUGAGGGCGUCCGCGCUGUGUGACCAACACUCGAAAUUGUUUGAGGAACCAGAGGACCCCAGCACACGCUCCUUCUUCUCUGAAAUAAUCUCAUCCAUCUCAGACGUCAAGUUCAGUCACAGCGGCCGAUACAUGAUGACCAGAGAUUAUCUGACCCUCAAGAUCUGGGACCUUCACAUGGAGAGUCGACCGGUGGAAACCUACCAGGUGCUGUUUCUGUCUCUGAGGCAGAUUUGCUCUUGAGAAAAUAGUAAUCCAUAUGGCUUUGGGUGUGCCAAAGCUAAUCAUUUUAAAGGAUUAGUUCACCUAAAAAUUAAAACUGUCAUAAUUUACUCAGCCUCAUUGUUGCUCUAAUUUGUAUGACUGACUUCUGGGACACAAAAAGAGAAAUGCUGAAUAUUCUGGUUGUUUUAUCCAUGCAAUUACAGUUAAUCUGGACUGAGGCUUUUAAGCUUAUAAAAAGUGCUUUGAAAGUACCAUAACAUUUCAUAAUUCGAUAGGUUGAUCCAGUCUGAGUUGAUUCAUUCUCGAAUCAUGCUGAUCUGGUUUUCAAAUUCAGCUCACUGCAGCGGUGAACACCUUUCUGGAGAGGAAGUUUAUCAAUGAGUAACAACUGAAAUCUAAGCUAUUUUAUGAAUUCAGACCAUUUCAGAAGAACUGCUUUUAUGAAACAAUGUUUGACCUUGAACGCUCUCUAUAACUUAUAGUUCUGUCAUGACAACUCUCGGA
This is a messenger RNA of Sinocyclocheilus rhinocerous, 880 nucleotides long. RefSeq names its product serine/threonine-protein phosphatase 2A 55 kDa regulatory subunit B alpha isoform-like. NCBI's taxonomy places the organism in Eukaryota, Metazoa, Chordata, Actinopteri, Cypriniformes, Cyprinidae. Gene Ontology annotation, cellular component: protein phosphatase type 2A complex. Gene Ontology annotation, molecular function: protein phosphatase regulator activity; protein binding. The annotation marks the transcript as partial. The record is from RefSeq and is a predicted model, not a curated record. The transcript has 2 exons.